Messenger RNA from Eriocheir sinensis (Chinese mitten crab), 3228 nucleotides. RefSeq names its product transcriptional protein SWT1-like. Lineage: Eukaryota; Metazoa; Arthropoda; Malacostraca; Decapoda; Varunidae. The transcript is spliced from 5 exons. Gene Ontology annotation, molecular function: protein binding. The record is from RefSeq and is a predicted model, not a curated record. The coding region runs from base 251 to 3208 and encodes 985 amino acids. Gene Ontology annotation, cellular component: nucleus.
UGGCUCGCUCAACGUGACGUGAAGAAGACGGAGCGAGGAGUCGAGGAGGUGCUGGCCCUCACACACUCUGAAGACCCCUCGACAACAACAGCCUGCCCCAUGACACUCACCAAGCAGAUCAGACCCAAACAAGCACUGAAGAAGAAGUGAGAAGUUUUAGAGGCCGUGGACCCAGCCCCCCGAGGCACUGAAGAAGCGCGCCCUAGUAGCCCUCUACUGGUAGCCAACAGCCUGGACACAGGACUUCAUCAUGACGAGCAGCAAUGCCAAGAAGGAUCUCCCUCCCAACUGGAUAGUAAAAACCUCUCGCCAUUACCCUUCACUGUCUUUCUAUGCAAAUGUGAAGACAGGGCAGUCAUCAUGGAAGCACCCAUCUCUGCUAAAGGAGAGUGAACUAAAGGGCUUGGCCAAAGUGAAGAGGAAAAAGAAGUCAAAAGAGAUCAGCUCAGAGGAAGUGAUAGCAGCCACCAGAUCCAGCAGUGAUGUAGUGAAGCAGGAAGGAAGGCCUCAUAAGAAAGCAAAAUUUUCCCCUUUGAAUAGUGAACAGUUUGCAGCAUCUCAGAGGAAGGAUCAAGAAGCAACAUCUCAGAGCAAUGACGAAGACUCAGCAUCUCAAAUUAAUACACAAGCAGCAGACAGCACUGAGGAUCACAAAGCUUUGAAAGGUAAAGAAAAAUUAGAUGACAGAUCUUUUAAAUGGAAAACUUUGGAGAAGAACCAAGAGUCAAAUAACACCUCUGAAGAUUACAAACCUAAGCCUAUAAAAUUUACCAUCAAAAAGAAAAAUGUUUUAUGUAUCUCCUCAGUGAUGGAAGGUUCCCCCAAGCAGCCUGUUACAGUUCAUCCUAGUAUUAUUUUGGCUCGGAAGAUUGGUGCCAGAGAUCACAUGAAAACAAAAGGAAAAAAUCAGGAUGGCAGGAAGGAAACAGUCACCAAAAAUGAUGUGCAAACUGCAAAGAUCAAAGGUGUUGCGGAGAAAGCGUCAGAAUUCCCAGCUGCUGCCACUGAGUCCAACACAUCCAAGUUAAAAAGUGAAUUGAAGAACAGAGCAUUGCUCAAACCAUACGAAGUCAAUGAGAGCAUGUCAGAAAAAGAGAAAAGGAAGGGGAAAGGAAAGGAAAGACAAAAAAAUAGAAGCAAGACUUCAUUAAGUAACCCUGAUGCUGAAACAACUGAUGGACUUCAUGAAACAGAUAAAAUAGAAGUAUUGCUAGAUACAAGUGAACAAAAAAAAGACAUCAUUGAAAACAGAAGGAAAGAAGACAAGAUGUAUGAAGACUUCAUCAAACAAAGAAGUAAGAAAUGGAAAAAAUCAAGAUAUAAAUCCAAAGACAGUAUAGAUAAGAUCACUUUAAAGUCAGAGGUAAGCAGCGAUGAAGAGCACAGCAAAUCAUUGUCUGAGAAUCUGAGGCCAGAGCAGCCCAAGGAGGAAGCUCUGGAAGAUAGACUGAAUUCAGGUCUUCCAUCAAAACAAGUGCCUUACAUUGACAGUUCCAAAGUAUUUGAACCUCUGCCAAAGUCAGCGUCAACUGAUGACAACACUGUUUAUCCAAAGGCCACUGACAUGGAGAUAGAUGAGGAGGAACUCAUUACAGAAAUCGCCAACUUCCGGGACUCAGCGAGUUACUUUGGUUUGACUCAUAUUAAUAGCUUAUCUGCCCCAACUGCCCACUACAGCCCUGCAUCAAUAUACUUUGUGGUAGAUACCAAUGUCCUCAUUCAAGAUACUGACUUCCUGGAACAAUUAAAAUCAUCCGCCGUGGAUGGGAGAGAGAUUGUCGUUGUGGUGCCAUAUGUAGCCCUUCAAGAGAUGGACGGCCUGAAGAAGAGUGCAUCUAUUGGCCGUGCAUGCCAAAUGGCAGUGAAGUGGUGCAACAGGCACUUUGAGGCACAGGACCCCAGGGUGUUGGGCCAGACCUACUCAAACUACCGCUAUUCACUGGAGAAAAACAAAAAGGCUAAUGCAGAUGACCUGGUGCGAGACUACUGCCUGUUUUUGGCAGAUGAAGGGUUGGAAGUGUGUCUCCUCACCAACGAUGUCAAUCUCCGCAAUAAAGCCAUGAUGUCCAGCCUCUCUGCAAUCAGUGCCAAGGAUCUCAAGAACAAACUUAAUAUGUUCCCCAGCAGCCACCUGCUAAAUCAAUCCUCAUCUAUAACACUUCCUCGGGCAGUUUGCACUUUUGAGGAAUCACAGAUGAGGGAUGUCAGCCUGACUGAGUGUGCCGUGAGUGUGGCUGAGACACAUAACCUCAAACCUUCACGUCAUCAGGCAUCACUCUCUGUAGGCCAAGGACAAAGGCAGGGCAGCUCAGGCCAGAGAGUUAGCAGGGUUGAUAGUCCAUUGCCCUCCAAGAACAGUAUAUUACAUGAGAAGAUUACCACAUCCCUAUGUCACACUCUUGGCCACAUUCUCCAGGAUGUAAUGAAAGAGGUCUAUGAGGAUCUGUGGCUCACCAUCAUCAAGCACAAGCCUCCAUGGAGCCUUGAGGACGUGUUCGCAUGCUGGAAUAAACACUGGAUUGCUGUCAUGAUGGAAAGGUUUCCUAGUAGCAUGAAGGAGUUACUAAUGGAAGUCAGCAGUUUACUCACUUCGAGUCAGGUUGAUGCAGAGAAGCUCCUGAAAAGAGUACAGUUUCUCUACUCUCACUUUGAAUCAAUGCCAUACAGCAAGCACAUUCUUCCAAUCCAAAACCCUUCUGAUGCAGUUGACAUGUCAGAGGCCCCUCCUGCCUGCACCCUACCCCACCCCUCCAGCCUACCAGAGCCUCACCAAGACAGUGCCUUGAGUGGGGUAGUCAAUGUGGAAAAGAUGAUCAACCAAGUUGGUGCCCACAUCACCCACUUUGUAGCCUUAGUACUGAGUGCCUUUGGUACCCUGCACAAGCUGCCCACCCUUGGGACCAGUGACUCAAUGACGCCAGACACUGCAAGGACCAGUGGCGUAAACCUUCACCAGGUCAUCAUGAGUUUGGGAACAGCCAUAACAAAAUGUUUAAAUGAAAAAACCUCUGCAGCUCUGCAGGAGUUGGGUCACCUGCUUGUUAACUUUUGGUCAGAAGCCAAACUGCCAUGCCCACACCUGCCCUUCACAGAGUGUGACUUGAGGCAAUUUGUGGAGAAUCCCAGUAACAUGCCAUUCCUGGAAGGUGCCUUGCGGGAGCUGGAGAAUCUUGUUCAGCAGCUGAGACAAGUUUUGGCCGGCCCCUAACUCAAAGCUGACAGCAAAUA